This is a messenger RNA of Purpureocillium lilacinum, 1203 nucleotides long. RefSeq lists its product as uncharacterized. The record is from RefSeq and is a predicted model, not a curated record. Gene Ontology annotation, biological process: aflatoxin biosynthetic process; regulation of DNA-templated transcription. Lineage: Eukaryota; Fungi; Ascomycota; Sordariomycetes; Hypocreales; Ophiocordycipitaceae. Gene Ontology annotation, cellular component: nucleus. Gene Ontology annotation, molecular function: DNA binding.
AUGCCCAAGAGAACGCGAUACGACGAUGGCGACCUCCACCACCAACACCAACACCUGUCCUUCACCCCAGACUCCUUCUCCCUCCUCAACACGUGCGCCGCCGACGGCACAGCCCUGGGCGGCCUGUCGGACUGCGACACCACGUGGGUGUUUGAGGCGGAUGCCGAUGCGGCGCAGAUGCAGAUGCAAUUCUCCGACUUUGGGUCCACAGACAUUGACAUUCCCGAUGUCCCCGCCCUGCAGUCCCUACACGGUGGUGACGGUCGCAUUCACACGGGCGCGCACAGCGACCUCGUUACCGGCCAUGACCUGUCCGCCGGCUACCAGACGUCGAAUGGCUCCUCCUUGUCCGUGCCCGCGUCCCGAUCAAGGUCUGCCUCGUCCCUGUCGGCCAUGUUUCUCUCAUCCUCCUCCUCGUCAUCGUCGUCGUCUUCUUCGUCGUCACCGUCUCCUCGCUUCCCGGUCGCGGCCGAGGUCCAGCCGCACAAUGCAGGACCUGCCCAGCAGGUCAAUCAAUGCAGGUCUCAGCGGCACGGGUCCGAGAUGUGCAUCGCGGCAGCGCUCCGCGCCCUGACGACCCUGCACAUCGCCCAGUCGGCAUGCCUGAGCGCCCACCAGGAGGCCCCGACCGUCCAGCAGGCCCGGAAGAUGGAGACGGUGCUGGCCACCAACAAGGACGUCAUCGCCGGCAUGGGCCCCAUUCUGGCCUGUUCCUGCUCGACAAAGUCGCUGGUCCAGCUGCUGCUGCUCAGCAUCUGCGGCAACCUCAUCGCCUGGAACGGCGCCAUGAUCAGCGCCGACCUCGAACAGGGCGACGAUCCGUUCUCCGCGGCGUGCGCUCUGUCUGCCGGUGGCCCUACGCAGGCCCCCAAGGUGCGCGUCCUGCCACAGCCCAUCACCAUCGGCCAGCACCAGAUCAGCGGCAAGCUCGGCCGGGCACUGCACGCCCAGGUCAUGGCGGGCGAGCUGCGUGUGCUAGAGGGCCUCGUCGACGCCCUGUCGCGCCGCUUCUGCGAGGCGUCGGGGUCAGACGGCGCCUCCGGCACCUCUCCGCCCACGCACCUGAGGAGCGUCGGCGGUCGCGCCGCUGCUUCCCCUUCGCUGCGGUCGAAAGGGCUCUCCAACAACGUGCACCGCCAUAUUAUCUCGUCGCUGCGCACGCGGUUAGAGAACACGCGGGCCAAGAUUUUUUCUCGGGGGUAG